This is a messenger RNA of Raphanus sativus (radish), 1785 nucleotides long. Its product is annotated as beta-glucosidase 10. Bases 162 to 1685 code for a protein of 507 amino acids. Lineage: Eukaryota; Viridiplantae; Streptophyta; Magnoliopsida; Brassicales; Brassicaceae. Gene Ontology annotation, biological process: carbohydrate metabolic process. The record is from RefSeq and is a predicted model, not a curated record. The transcript has 13 exons. Gene Ontology annotation, molecular function: beta-glucosidase activity.
CGUCUCCUUUAUGUAGCUUUUAAUGAGUGGAGGAAGAAAUAUAAAAAAAUGGGCCACAUAAUCACUGCGUACGUUUCUGAACGAUCGGAAAACGGCUUAAAACCCUUCACUUGUUUAAUACUCUCUCUCAAUCAGAUCAAACGAACGAACGAACGAAAAAGAUGCAAGCUUUCUUUAUUAUGUUAUUUAAUUAUCUGCUCAUCAUCGUUUUGGCAAUAGGCCACAGCGAUGCAUUUACCAGAAACGAUUUUCCAGAGGAUUUUCUAUUCGGAGCAGCGACUUCCGCUUAUCAGUGGGAAGGAGCGGUUGAUGAAGACGGAAGGACUCCAAGCGUUUGGGACACUUUCUCCCACUCUUCUAACUUAGGAAAUGGAGAUAUAGCAUGUGAUGGGUAUCACAAAUACAAGGAAGAUGUUAUGCUGAUGGCUGAAAUGGGUUUAGAAGCAUUCAGAUUCUCUAUCUCAUGGACUAGGCUUUUACCUAAUGGAAGAGGACCCAUCAACCCUAAAGGUCUAUUGUUUUACAAGAACCUCAUCAAAGAACUACGAACUCAUGGAAUUGAACCACACGUUACACUUUACCACUAUGAUCUUCCUCAAACUUUUGAAGAUGAGUACGGAGGAUGGCUAAACCGCAAAAUCAUAGAAGACUUCACUGCUUUUGCAGAUGUAUGCUUCAGAGAGUUUGGGGAUGAUGUGAAGCUAUGGACUACAAUCAACGAAGCUACAAUAUUCGCCAUUUCUUCUUAUAGCGAUGGAUUCGCACCACCAGGACACUGUUCUUCUUCCACAUUCUUCAAUUGCUCUACUGGAAACUCUUCUACUGAACCAUAUAUUGCAGGCCAUAACAUGUUGUUAGCUCAUGCCUCUGCCUCCAAAUUGUAUAAACUAAAGUACAAGAAUAAGCAGAGAGGAUCUAUAGGCUUUAGUAUAUAUGCAUUCGGGUUAACUCCAUAUAGUAACUCCAAGGAAGAUGAAAUUGCAACUCAAAGAGCUAAAGAUUUCCUCUUUGGCUGGAUGUUGAAGCCUUUGGUGUUUGGGGACUAUCCUAAUGAAAUGAAGAGAAUCUUGGGGUCUAGGUUACCUGUUUUCUCAGAGGAAGAGUCAGAGCUAGUUAAAGGAUCAUCUGACUUUAUAGGAAUUAUCUACUACGUGACAGUCUAUGUGAAAAACAGUAAUCCCACACCUUCUCUGCUUCCCAGAAGACAAGACUUCUAUACAGACAUGGGCGCUGUGACGAUCUUCAUGGGGAAUUCUACAUUCUUUGAGUGGGAUGCUAUUCCAUGGGGUCUUGAAAGUGUUUUGGAGUAUAUGAAACAGAGCUAUAACAAUCCUCCAGUCUACAUUCUUGAAAACGGUAGAGCGAUGAAACAUGGUUCGACGCUACAAGACACACCAAGAAUUGAAUACAUUCAAGCUUACAUUGGUGCUGUUCUCAACGCCAUCAAGAAUGGAUCGGACACAAGAGGAUACUUCGUAUGGUCGAUGAUCGAUGUGUACGAGUUGUUGAGUGGCUACAUGUACAGCUAUGGGAUGUACGAUGUGAAUUUCAGCGACCCUGGUCUCAAGAGGUCACCAAAGCUAUCUGCUUCUUGGUACACUGGUUUUCUCAAUGGCACAGUUGAUGUUCAUCCUCAAGCUAUUAGUACGUUAGAGAGAAACAUCUCCGGCUACUCUUCAUUUUAAUCUGUUUAUAUAUAUAACAACUUUGAUCUUGAUUUUCGGUAAUGGAAGUUCAUACUUUAUAUGGCAAAAUUGGUAUAAUAAGAUUUGCAUUUGAUCUUGA